Messenger RNA from Melospiza georgiana, 2600 nucleotides. RefSeq names its product bone morphogenetic protein 6 (gene BMP6). Gene Ontology annotation, biological process: SMAD protein signal transduction. The transcript is spliced from 7 exons. The coding region runs from base 1 to 1296 and encodes 431 amino acids. Gene Ontology annotation, molecular function: cytokine activity; growth factor activity. The record is from RefSeq and is a predicted model, not a curated record. NCBI's taxonomy places the organism in Eukaryota, Metazoa, Chordata, Aves, Passeriformes, Passerellidae. Gene Ontology annotation, cellular component: extracellular region.
AUGCCGCGCCGGCUGGCCUGGCUGUGCUGCUGCUGGGCGCUGCUGAGCGGCGCCUGCCGCCCCGCCGAGCCCGCGCUGCCCGCCGAGGGCGGGGAGCCUCCCGCCGGCUCGGGCUUCCUCUACCGGCGGCUGAAGUCGCACGAGAAGCGGGAGAUGCAGCGGGAGAUCCUCUCGGUGCUGGGGCUGCCCCACCGGCCCCGGCCGCUGCCGCGGGAGCCGCCGGCCCCGCCGCCCGGACGGCUGAGAGCGGCACCGCGCUUCAUGCUGGACCUCUACCACUCCCUGGCCGAGGGCGCGGAGGGCAGCGCGGGCGCGGAGAGCGGGGGCCGCCCGCCGACCCCUGCCCCGCCGCUGCCCAGCCCGCAGGACAGCGCCUUCCUCAACGACGCCGACAUGGUCAUGAGCUUCGUCAACUUGGUUGAGUAUGACAAGGAGUUCACGCCUCACCAGCGGCACCACAAGGAAUUCAAAUUUAAUUUGUCUCAGAUUCCUGAGGGCGAGGCCGUCACAGCUGCUGAGUUUCGGAUCUACAAGGACUGCGUUUUGGGAAGCUUUAAAAACCAAACCUUCCUUAUCAGCAUCUACCAGGUGCUGCAGGAACAUCAGAACAGGGCCUCUGACCUGUUUCUGCUGGACACACGGGCCGUGUGGGCAUCGGAGGAGGGCUGGCUGGAGUUUGACGUCACUGCCACCAGCAACAUGUGGGUGAUGAACCCCCAGCACAACAUGGGGCUGCAGCUGAGCGUGGUGACCCGCGAUGGUUUCAGUGUAAGCCCUAGGGAAGCAGGGCUGGUAGGGCGAGACGGCCCUUACGACAAGCAGCCUUUCAUGGUGGCCUUCUUCAAAGUGAGCGAGGUUCACCUGCGCACCACGAGGUCAGCCACCAGCCGGCGCAGGCAGCAGAGCCGCAACCGCUCCACCCAGACUCAGGACGUUUCCAGGGUGUCCAGUGUCACAGAUUACAACAGCAGUGACUUGAAAACAGCGUGCAGAAAGCAUGAGCUUUACGUUAGCUUCCAAGACUUGGGAUGGCAGGACUGGAUAAUCGCUCCAAAAGGCUACGCAGCCAACUACUGUGAUGGGGAGUGCUCAUUCCCACUCAACGCCCAUAUGAACGCAACCAAUCAUGCCAUUGUACAAACUCUGGUUCAUCUAAUGAAUCCUGAUUACGUUCCCAAACCAUGCUGUGCACCUACCAAACUAAAUGCCAUAUCUGUUCUUUACUUCGAUGAUAAUUCUAAUGUCAUCUUGAAGAAAUACAGGAAUAUGGUAGUAAGAGCUUGUGGAUGUCACUGACAAAGUCUUCACACGGACUCUGUGAUGCUGCCAUGAACUUGGAUACACCUCUCCCUGUUUUCAUGACCUUGGGGGAAAAAAACCCACGUGAUGAACCAUCCUUCAGAACACCAUGUAUGUGCCUUGUGGGAGGAAGGGGUGUGGGGACGACCCCCAGGGUGGGAGUAAACUGCUGGACUUCUUACAGACUGACCCUAACCACGGUGGCUGACCAGCUCAGCAGCAGCAGCAGCAGCAAAAUGCCCACACACUUUAUUUGGCUGGGAUGGGAUGGUCUUAAUCUCACAGAGAAGCUUGACCUGUAGCAGGUGCUUGGAUAUGUGCUGCAGUUUUACCAGAUGAGCACUCAACACCAAAAACAAGUGAGGUCUUUCUUUGGGGGCAGGGAGGGAAGAUGAGGGUGAGAGGCAGAGAAGCUAAAGAAAGUGGUGUCAGUACUUCAGACGUAGAGUGUACAUCUCAUGCAAGAUCCUUUUGGCCAGAAGGACCAGUUACUGCACCUAGACUGUUAGUCUUCUCCUGACAUCUGUCGUGACAGUAAGCAUCUAAAAUUGUGCCAAAGCAGAUGUUUUAGUUCUCUUAUGCUCCCAGCACCGUUUAACUCUGAUCUUGCAAGUGUAAGAUGGCACGGCUGCACCCUGUGUUAGAAACACUACCAUGAACUCAGACCCUGGCUGGUCUUCCCAGUUCACCAUCUGACUGAGCAAUACAAAUUUAUACACUUGCUCUUAUGCAGCUUCCUUCCACUCCCCAUGUGGAGCUGCCUCAUCUACCACCACUUGCCCAGGAAGGAAGUCAGGACACUUCUUCAGCUGUAAUUCAGACGUAAAAGCUUAGGGGCCAUUCAUCCUCUAGCUGGACAGUUGUUUACAGGAAGACAGAAUGUCAACAAAAUUUGCAAUCUUUCCCUUUCAACUCAUGCAACUAACAAACUGGUAUAAAGGAAAUGCAGCGUAGAGCCAUGGUGUGUCUAGCAGAAGCUAAUAGCAAAUUGUUUUGAUCAAUAUUAAACUUGUAUUAAAUGCACUUACCUCUACUUGCAUUUAAAAGGCUUCUUGUAAAUACAAGCUAUAAUUUAUUGCACUUGUCACUGUAUAUUCAUUGUGCUGUAUCAUUUAUAGAAAGACUGCUUUUUUAAAAAGUUUUUAUUUAGAAAAAUCUCAGUGUAAACAAUUGUACCACUUUGAUUUUAUACAAGAAACUCAUGAGAUUGUGCUUCACUAGAAAGUUGUUAAAAACAUAAUAAAGGCUUCCUGAAAGGCAGAAGUACACACGUUGAUCCAAUACAUCUGCCAGUACAACAC